Molecule: messenger RNA, 2698 nt
Organism: Eublepharis macularius
Lineage: Eukaryota; Metazoa; Chordata; Lepidosauria; Squamata; Eublepharidae
Product: zinc finger protein 397-like
Exons: 4
Coding region: 74-2020 (648 amino acids)
Source: RefSeq, a predicted model, not a curated record
GAGAAAAGAACCGGGUGAAGGGCGGAAGCAGCCCGCUAGACGAGCAUUCAGACGUGCAAAAGGCUAAGAGAAGAUGGCUGCUGUGGAAAGAGCCGUGGCAUCCAUGGGCCUCCACUUCCAGACUGUACCAGAGGAAGAGGUACAAACAGAGGGAAAAACGGGGGGACACGGAAACCCAGCAGGCCCUAAACCCAGGAAGGGCAUGAAAGGAGCAGGAAAAGCAGCCCCUGUUUUCCAGGAUGGGACGACAAGGGGCCUUCCGAGAUGGGCCACCCCUCAACAGGUGAAACAGGAGCCAGGUGAGGGGAUGCCAGACAGCUGGGAUGGGCCUUGGCAGGAGUUCCUGAAAGCAGUUCAGUCCCCUCACCCAGGGUGGGGAAAUCCGCACUUGUUGGCACCUGCUCCAUGGGAGGAUAAUGGAAAGGCCUUUACUAGCCCAUUUGAGGGAGUCGCUGACUCGUGGCUGUGGCCAAGAGGAGAAUGGGUGGCCCGGCCCUCGGCCGGAGAACCACAACAGCUCUGCAACACUUUGGAAGCCAGGGAAAAGGGAGACAGUAGGAAAUUAAAGGCAGAGGCCUUGAGAGGGGACUCUGUCAGUGCAGAGACACAACGCCGACGCUUCAGGCAGUUCUGCUACCGGGAGGCCGAGGGGCCGCGAGAGGUUUGCAGCCGGCUCCGGGAUCUCUGCCGUCAGUGGCUGGAACCAGAGAGGCAUACCAAGGAGCAGAUCCUGGAACUGGUGAUCCUGGAGCAGUUCCUGACCAUCUUGCCAGUGGAGAUCCAGAGCUGGGUCCGGGAAGGUGGUCCAGGGACUUGUUCCCAGGCGGUCAUCCUGGCCGAGGAUUUCCUGACAAGGCAGCGAGAGACCAAGAGGUGGGAGCAGCAGGUGCCAAGGUCUUUCCAAGAAAUGCCCGGGAAUGCCCACAAAGCAGAGCAGGCCCUGUUGGAUGCCAGGCAGUGGCAGCUGUAUAGGGAAGCCAAGCAGGACAGUGACGGAGAAGCCAGCUCCUUGGCGGGUGACGGAUGGGCAAGUGAGAAUGAGGAGGAGAAACCUGCACCGAAAGAUUCUGAGAAAGCGGAACCUUCUGGGACAUUUGGAGAGGGGCCGUUGCUGUGCCCUGAGCAGCUGGAGCCUUUUGAAAAUCAGCACAAACUGGAGAAUCUGCAGGACGACCAGUUGGGGGGCAGAGAGUGUAAACCAGUCCUUUGCCAGGGGGUCAGCCAGAAAUGUGGUGAAGCCACAGCCCAGUCACGAAUUCACAAGGACCGACGGAAAAAAGUGUGCACAGAGUGUGGGAAAUCAUUCUGCCGGAGCUCCGAUCUGCUUAAGCACCGGAGGACCCACACGGGGGAGAAGCCCUUCCAGUGCCUCCACUGUGGGAGGAGCUUCAGCGACCGCUCCAACCUCAUUGCACACCGACGGAUCCACGCGGACCAGAAGCCGUAUCAGUGUUUGGACUGCGGGAAAAGCUUUUGCCAGAACUCCUACCUCGUCCGUCACCGGAGGACCCACACAGGGGAGAAGCCAUACAAGUGCUCAUACUGCGGCAAAGGUUUCAGUGAUAGCUCGAAUCUGGUAGUGCACAAGAGGACCCACACGGCCAGUGACAAGCCAUACAGGUGCCCUGAUUGUGGGCGGAAGUUCAGCGAACCCUCCCUCCUUGGCAGGCACCAGAGAAUGCAUGUAAAGGAGCGGCCGUACAAUUGCUCGGACUGCGGGAAGACUUUCCGCCACCGUUCAGACCUUGUCCGCCAUCGGAGGACCCACACGGGGGAGAAGCCAUUCAAAUGCCUGGAUUGUGGGAAAUGCUUCAGUCAGCGAUCCCACUGUAGUACACAUGAGAGGAGGCACACCAGGCAGAAACUGUACCAGCAACACUUGGAUGACGGGAAGAGUUUCGGCGCUGCUGAGAUCGGACUUACCACGAAGGAGGAAGUUGCUGAAACUGGUCAAAAACUCACUACCCAGAAGGUUGGGCACAUGUGUGUCCUCCUUCACACUGAGUGGGGUUAUUUAUAGCCAGGCUAAUAAAUAUCAGCUCACCUAGGGUGAGUAAAAAUUGCCUCUGGGUUAUCAGACAGGAAAGCUUUGCAUAAGAUAGAGGUGUUUUAUUUUGUUUCCUUUCACUCUGCAGAUGACUAACAUAAUGUGCCUGCCAACAUGUAACUGUUCUUUUUAUUUUGAACCACUAGCUUCUUUGCACUGCAAAAGUGCCAAAGCUGGGAUUUGAGGCAGAGCUCAACAUCUCGAAGACCUUACAAAAUAAGUCGCUAGUUGUCAUAGGUGGAAAGAGAUGCUGGAAUGUAUAUGGAAAACACCCGGUGGAGUGUUGGAAGAGAGAACUUCAGUGAUGUGUGAACAGGCUUUCCAAAAUUUAGGGCGUAUAACAUCACUCCCCAUGACUGUUACCAAAAUGGAAUAAAUUGUGCAAAACCAGCAAGCAUGCAUAGUUUGCAUAAUUUACAUGGCUUGCAAAAUUUGGCUUUCAUCAGAGCAAGAAUGCAAAUUAUUUUGGCAUGCUAUCCUCUGUGUGUGUGUGUGUGUGUGUGUGCGUGCGUUUUUUAUUUCUGACAACAUGGACGCCACUGCCCUGAUCUUGAGGUAAACAAUAAGAAGGGGCUCAAUAACGUUUUUUAACCCUUAAGUAGUGUUACGAUUAAACACAGGAGCUGUGCUGUGGUUGUGGUUAGCGCGUGC